This is a messenger RNA of Drosophila serrata, 3726 nucleotides long. RefSeq names its product structural maintenance of chromosomes 2 (gene SMC2). Lineage: Eukaryota; Metazoa; Arthropoda; Insecta; Diptera; Drosophilidae. Gene Ontology annotation, molecular function: protein binding; ATP hydrolysis activity; ATP binding. Gene Ontology annotation, biological process: chromosome organization. The record is from RefSeq and is a predicted model, not a curated record. Gene Ontology annotation, cellular component: chromosome.
UAAUUUGACGCGGACUUUUUUUUAGCAAAGGACGCCAAGAACUGCGUAUUGUUUUGGUAAAAAUGUACGUGAAGAGGCUCGUGCUCGAUGGCUUCAAGUCCUACGGCCGGCGCACUGAAAUUGAAGGCUUUGAUCCGGAGUUCACGGCCAUCACGGGAUUAAACGGCUCCGGAAAGUCAAACAUAUUGGAUAGCAUCUGCUUCGUGCUGGGCAUCAGCAAUCUGCAGAAUGUGCGAGCUUCUGCUCUCCAAGACUUGGUGUACAAGAAUGGACAGGCGGGCAUCACCAAGGCCACAGUGACCAUUGUUUUCGACAACACCAAUGCCGCCCAGUGUCCGCAAGGCUACGAGAAGUGUCGGGAAAUCUCAGUGACCCGACAGGUGGCCGUCGGUGGCAAGAACAAGUUUCUGAUUAACGGUAAACUGGUGCAGAACAAGAAGGUGCAGGACUUCUUCUGCUCCAUCCAGCUCAACGUGAACAAUCCAAAUUUCCUUAUAAUGCAGGGCAAGAUCCAGCAAGUGCUUAACAUGAAGCCCAAGGAGGUUCUCUCCAUGGUGGAAGAGGCAGCGGGCACCAGUCAGUAUAAAUCAAAGCGAGACGCCACCAAGACACUUAUAGAAAAGAAAGAGACCAAGGUGAGGGAAACGAAGGUCCUUCUCGAUGAAGAGGUGCUGCCAAAGCUGGUGAAACUUCGUCAGGAGCGCUCCGCGUACCAGGAGUAUCAGAAGAUCUGUCGCGACAUUGACUUUCUCGUCAGGAUUCACAUCUCGGCAAAGUAUCGCAAGCAAAGCGAGACCUUGAAGUCAGUGGAAGCCAAUGAGCAGAAUAUCGAGGAUCGCAUUAAAAAGGAUCAGGCCACGCAUGCCAAGAACAUAGAGGAUAUCGAGGAGAUUGACAACACCGUACAGAUCAUGCAGAAGCAGAUCGACGAUGAGAUGGGUGGCUCCCUCAACGAACUGGAGGCCCAGCUAAAGGCCAAGCGGGCCAUAGAGGCCACCGCAUCGGGCAGCUUGAAGGCCGCACAAGGAACCAUACAGCAGGACGAGAAAAAGAUCAAAAUGGCUGCUAAAAAUAUAGAAGAUGAUACGCGGGCGCUGGCAAAGAAGAAAGAAGACAUGGCAAAGGUUCAGGGCGAGUUUGAGAGCCUUAAGGAAGCAGAUGCUACGGAUUCUAAGGCGUAUGAGGAUGCUCAACGCAAGCUGGAGGCGGUGUCCCAGGGUCUGUCCACCAACGAAGAUGGUCAGGCCACCACACUGCAAGAUCAGUUAAUAGUGGCAAAGGAGCAGUUCAGCGAAGCACAAACCACGAUUAAAACCUCAGAGAUGGAACUUCGUCACACACGCGGCGUGUUGAAGCAACGGGAAGGCGAGACGCAGACUAACGACGCAGCUUACACAAAGGAUAAAGGCCUUCACGAUCAGUUGGUGGCGGAAAUAAAGAACUUGGAGCGCCAGCUGCAAGGCAUUAACUACGAAGGGGGCCAGUUCGAGCAGCUCCGGGAGCGAAGAAACGAGCUGCACAACCGCAAACGUGAGCUCAAGCGACAAUUGGACCGCUGCAAUGCCGCUCGAUAUGAUCUCCAGUACCAGGACCCGGAGCCCAGCUUUGAUCGGCGUAAAGUUCGCGGUAUGGUAGGCAAGUUAUUCCAGGUGAAUGACAUGCAAAACUCCAUGGCCUUAGUGACAACUGCAGGCGGAAACUUAUAUAGCUAUGUAACGGACGAUGAUGUGACCUGUAAAAAGAUUCUCCAGAGGGGACAGCUGCAGCGCCGCGUCACCUUUAUACCCAUCAACAAGAUCCAGUCUGGAUCGCUCCAGAGACAGGUCGUAGACUAUGCCCAGAACAAGGUGGGCGCGGAGAACGUGCAGUGGGCCAUGUCGCUGGUAAACUACGACCGAUACUACGAGCCCGUAAUUAGGUAUCUCUUUGGGUCAACCCUAAUAUGCAGAGAUCUGGAUAUAGCUAAGGAGAUCAGCUACGAUCCGCGCAUCAACUGUCGUUCGGUGACUUUGGAGGGUGAUGUGGUGGAUCCCCAUGGCACUGUGUCCGGCGGCGCUCCUCCCAAGGGAGCUAACGUUCUAGAGGAGUUGUACUCGAUCAGAAAACUGGAAAAGGAAUACCGAGAGAUCGAUGCUGAGAUCGCGGCAGUGGAACAGCAAAUGGCAUCCAUUGAGAACGUGGCCCACUCGUUCAACAAGAUGAAAGAGAACCUAGAGCUGCGUCAGCACGAGCUUACCAUGUGCCAGAAUAGGUUGGCCCAAACCACCUUCCAGCAGAACCAAGCCGAAAUAGAAGAAAUGCGGGAGAGGGUCAAAACGCUCGAACAGCAAAACGUAGAUGCGCGUGAAAAGCAGAAGAGCUCGCAGGCCAAAAUCAAGGACAUCGAGGCCAAGCUGGCUGAUGCCAAGGGCUAUCGAGAACGCGAACUCAAGGCAGCCACCAACGAGGUGAAGGCGUCUAAGCAACGGGCGGAGAAGUCACGUGCCAACUGGAAGAAGCGCGAGCAGGAAUACGAAACCCUGCAACUGGAGAUCACAGAGCUGCAGAAGACAAUUGAAACGGCCAAGCAGCAGCACCAGGAAAUGGUAGAUAAUCUGGAGAAAUUCAAGGCCGAGCUGGUCGCACUAAAGGAAAAUAGCUCCAGCGCAGCGUCCGAAGUUACAGAGCUGGAGCGAGCCAUCAAGGAUCAGAAGGACAAACUUAACGCCCAGAACAAAGAAAUGCACAAUCUGAUGGUGAAGAAGGACAGAAUGCUGAAGCAAAACCAGGAAAUCGAGCUAGAGGUUAAGAAGAAGGAGAACGAGAAGAAGAAGAUCAGCUCGGCGGCUCAGCAGGCCAAGAACCAGAUGGAGGAAUUGGAAGUCAAGUAUCCUUGGAUACCAGAGGAGAAAAAUUUCUUUGGCAUGACGAAUACUCGCUACGAUUAUAAGAGGCAGGAUCCCGUAGAGGCGGGCAACAAGCUAACCAAACUGAUGGAGAGCAAGAGUAAGAUGGAGCGCAACCUAAACAUGAAUGCCAUCAUGGUGCUGGACCGCGAGGAGGAGAACUUCAAGGAAACCGAGCGCCGGCGAUCUAUUGUGGCAAUGGACAAGGAGAAGAUCAAGAAGAUCAUCGUCAAAAUGGACGAAGAGGAGCAGGCCCAGCUGAACCGAGCUGCCGAAGAGGUGAACAAGAACUUCAGCGGCAUCUUCAGUUCCCUUCUGCCGGGUGCCGAUGCGAAGCUCAAUCCUGUUAUGACCACGGGCUGUCUCACCGGCCUGGAGAUUAAAGUGGGUUUCAACGGCAAGUGGAAGGAGAGUCUUGGUGAGUUGUCAGGAGGACAGAAAUCACUGGUGGCUCUCUCACUUGUUCUGGCCAUGCUCAAGUUCUCACCGGCUCCCUUGUACAUCCUGGACGAGGUGGACGCCGCGCUGGACAUGUCGCACACGCAGAAUAUCGGCAGCAUGUUGAAGCAGCACUUCACCAGCUCCCAGUUCUUGAUCGUGUCCCUCAAGGACGGCCUCUUUAACCAUGCCAAUGUCUUGUUCCGGACACUGUUUGAGGAGGGUGUGUCCACCAUUACCAGGCAGGUCAGCCGUCAGGCUACGACCAGUCGGCGCUGAUUUUUACAGUUUUGCUUCAGAAUUAUAAUCUCAUUGUAUUUUCAACCAAGUUUCACGCAUUUAUGUUUUGGAUAUUAGUAUUAACACAAAAUGUAUAAAUCUCUUCUUAUAAAUAAAUUAAGAA